UUCUUACCUGUGUAUGAGUUCUAUUUUGUGUGUUUGUCUAAGAACUCUAGCAUACAUAAUGAUCAUUUGUUAUUUUGCGAUCAUAUAUUGAUGAGAAAAGAGCACAAAUGACAUGGUUUAUCAUAACAUGUAUUUAAUAGUUAUUGCUCUUGUUUCUCAUUCAGCUGUAAGCAUUCCUAGAUCUCCUGCCGUCUUGACGCUGAAUGCAACCAACCACAAGCAGUGGAUUGAAAAUAUCACGAUGAACUUGACCUUCAUGAAAGUGGACUUGGCCUUGAGAAUUGAUGCACCAUCUAAGCCUGCUGAUGAUGCUACUGAGAAGGAUAAGAAAUCUUACGAGGACUGGGAACACUCCAAUCGUUGUUGCUUGAUGCUUAUGAGAUAUCACAUGGAUGAAUCCAUUCGUGAUAGUAUUCCCAAGUCUGAAAAUGCAAAGGAUUUUCUUGCUGCCAUUAAGGAAAAGUAUAAGAAAUUCUCAAAGAAUGAGAAGAAUGAACACUUGAACAUGCUGCAUCACACUGUUUACGAUGGUUCAGGUGACAUCAGGGCUCACAUUGACAAGCUCAUGGGCCACUAUCAUAAACUUAAGGCCAUGGAUAUGGACCUUGGUGAGGAUUACAUGGUGUGGUUAGUGAUGGAGAACAUUCCAUCUCAGUUUGAUUCAAUCAGAUCAAGCUACAAUGCUCAGAAGGAGCAAUGGACUGUUGGGGAGAUGUCUGCUAUUCUUGCCAAGGAAGAGGAGGACAUGAGAAAAGGUAGGGCAAGAAGUAUCUCCAUGGUGACGAACCCAAACAAUCCUCACAAGAGAAAGUUCACUUCCAACAACUCUAGUGACCAAAAGCAUCCUAAGAAGAAAGCCAACCAUCCUAAAGGAAAUGGGCAAGCUAGCUCAUCUUCAACUGGUCAUAAGAAUGAGUUUUUCAAAGGGAAGUGCAACUUUUGUCAAUGCUUUGGGCAUAAGAAAGCUGAUUGUCGAAAGCUCAAAGCUCACUUAGAGAAGAAAGGCAGUGACAAACCGAAGAAGACCGAGUAGGUUGGAGGAGCAUGUAUACAUGGGAGACGAUACUAAAGUCAGAGUUGAAUUUUUUGGGACUGUUAGACUGCAGCUAAAUACU
Molecule: messenger RNA, 1115 nt
Organism: Humulus lupulus (European hop)
Lineage: Eukaryota; Viridiplantae; Streptophyta; Magnoliopsida; Rosales; Cannabaceae
Exons: 2
Coding region: 113-1033 (306 amino acids)
Source: RefSeq, a predicted model, not a curated record